This is a messenger RNA of Drosophila virilis, 1330 nucleotides long. Its product is annotated as putative gustatory receptor 59b. The record is from RefSeq and is a predicted model, not a curated record. NCBI's taxonomy places the organism in Eukaryota, Metazoa, Arthropoda, Insecta, Diptera, Drosophilidae. Gene Ontology annotation, biological process: sensory perception of taste. Gene Ontology annotation, cellular component: membrane.
UCAGAGUACACGGAUAAUAUGCUAUUUGAUUAAUCCCCUGGCAAGCUACCACAUUAUGUAUUAACAACUAUUGAUUGGCCAUCAACUUGGCCCUAUAAAUAGUUUUGGCCACAUAGUUUAUGGCAUUUGGUGUUCGAAUGUUGGCCAGGCCUCGUCAGGUGCGACGUUGGCUCUACGAGCUGUACGCCUUUUAUGCGAUAUUCAUCGGAGUCACGAGCUAUCGCUAUGACUUUGAGCUGCGGCAAGGCAGGAGCACGAGAUGGACUCGGUUUGUGGCCACUUUGGCCAAUCUGAUAGUAGUGGCCGUCACGCUUGUGGAUUUGCUUGGCGUCUGGUUCGUAAUCCUCGACGUGAACGUUGUUACGGAGCAAACGAUGCGUCUGGAUGCGACCGUGAACGACAUGAUUUGCCUGGUGCGCGUGCUGCAGCGUCUGCCGCAGGAUCGGGCCUGCAAUCAGAUUGUGCUGGAGUUGCGACGCUUGCGGCGCAUUCAUCAAUAUCAUGCGACUGGACAGGAUUCGCAGUUGGAGCAUUGGCUGGAACACAUUUAUCUGGCCAAGAAUUGCAUUAUGUGGGCGGUGGCCAGCUUCCUUCUGGCCUUCAUGCUGCUCGUCUACCAGUUUAUGGGCGUGCCGCCAACUAAUGUGUACUUGGAUCGGCUGCUGCUCAUCCUAAAUGUUCUGGCCAUGGAUGGUCAGGAUGUGGCCAUGCAUAUGCAUUUCCUGCUCAGCUGGCACAUCUGCCGGCUAUACGUGCGUCUCAACAGACGCCUCGGUCAGCUGCUCCGCGGCGAUUCCCCCCCUGUGGACACACUGGAGCUGCUUCAACUGCGCUGGCAGCACGCACGGCUGUCUGACCUCAUGCAGCGGCUCACUUCCGCCUACAAGUUGACCAUGUUGAGCAAUCGCCUCUGCCUGGUCGUCACGGCCGCCGCCCUCGGCUACUAUAUAAGCAUAUUUCGAGCCCAACCAAUUAUCUAUCAAAUAGUUGGCUUCGGCUUUUUCGCCCUGCUUGCCCUGGAUAGUUACAUACUUGAUCUGAUCACCGACUGGACGGUGCAUUGCCAUCGCGAGAGCUCCUGGCUGCUCCGCCAACAUCAGCAGCUACCCUGUGCUGAAGGGCAGCUCUCCAGAGCGUGUGAUUUGUUUACCCUGCAAAUAGCCUGUUUUCCGCUGCAGCUCAAACCCUGCGGCCUCUUAGAGUGCGGCAGGGCGACUUGGCUGAGCAACGUGGCCUGCAUUAUCGUCUGGAUGGUUGUUCUAUUACAAUAUCGCAUCGUAUCCGAAUAAAAAUUGCAAGAAAUCGAAUAAAUUGUGGGACAUACAACAAA